AUGUCGGGCGGAGAUUCAGAGCAACAAAUCCGCAUAAUCAACGCCGCCAUCGCCGCCGGCGUCAGGCGCUUCAUCCCUGAUGAAUUCAGUCACGAUAGCAUGAACAAGCAAAUACAGGCGCGCAUUCCAAAAGAUGCCGGCCGGGCGAAGGUCAUUGCUCAUCUGAGGAGUAUGCGGGAGGAUUACCCAUAUUUCGAAUGGACAGCGAUUGCGACAGGAUAUACGCUCGACACCCAGCUUAUCAGCGGUAAUAUGGGUUUCGAUCUCGACUGGCACAGCGCGACUAUUCACGGCAUCGGCACUGAAGCUUUCGCAGCUUCUAGUUUGGAGAGAGUCGGACGCGUCGUGGAACGCGUCAUCACACACUGGGACCAAGUCAGGAACCAAUACAUAUACGCUGCAGGCGUCAUAACGUCUGCCAACGAGGUUCUGAGAUCUACUGAAAAGACGACUGGCCGUGAAUUUACUGUCGGAAAUCACGAUGUCCAAGAGUGUGUUGCAGAGGGAGAGAAAAGAAUAGAGAAAGGAUUUCCCGACUCAGGCAUGUUUCUGCUCGAGCGGAGCGUGCUGUAUGACGAACAACUGGACGCAUCAAGACCUUUCAGGAAUCGCAACUCGAACUAUGUCCUAGGACUCAAAUCAGAGUCGGUCGAGACUAUCGUCAGAACCGCCUACGACGACUUCAAACACUACGGCAAACCAGGAUGCGGGUGUUCAGCUUGA
Molecule: messenger RNA, 723 nt
Organism: Alternaria ventricosa
Lineage: Eukaryota; Fungi; Ascomycota; Dothideomycetes; Pleosporales; Pleosporaceae
Exons: 1
Coding region: 1-723 (240 amino acids)
Source: RefSeq, a predicted model, not a curated record